Molecule: messenger RNA, 1773 nt
Organism: Hyaloperonospora brassicae
Lineage: Eukaryota; Oomycota; Peronosporomycetes; Peronosporales; Peronosporaceae
Source: the annotation of a GenBank genome assembly
AUGGCGACCAAGACGACGCGCUUCUUGACGCAGUUUUCGCGCGCUGUGUUCGAGCAGUGGACGAAGACACCCGCGCGCGAGCAGUUCUGGCAGCAUGAGCCGCUCCUGUGCUCGAUGCUGGAGGAAGCGGUCGCCAAACUGCCCCGUGGGAAGCUCAAGCUGCAGCUCUCGCGCGACCUCUCGUCGCUGGCGACGCAGCUGGCCGCGCUUUUCCACGAGCUGUACGUGGACUACACUGCGACUCACGCACAAGCGAAGGAGCCGUCAGUAGGUCAAGGGAAGUUGGCGUCCAGUGCGCUACUGAAUGAGGAGCGCACGGAGUUGGCGCUCACACAGGCAGCCGUCGCCCCUUUCGCUGCAGAGCAUCGUCGACUGUUUGGCGUGUUGGCUUUAGACGCAGGCGUGGACGUGGCGCAGCGUGGGAUGGACGUGCAGGAACAAGAUGCAGAGCAGCUGGUACAGCUGUUUACGCUCAUGGCAGCGCGCAGCUACGAGGCGCCGCUGGAGCAGCAGCACAAGCGCGGACUCGUGCUAAGACGUCUAGCAGUCUGUGCAGAAACGCUGGUGCGUCAAUUGUGCUCAAGAUUGAGCAACUGGAGCUGUGGUACAGGGGACGCUGCUAAACAAGUACAGCAUCUGCGUGCGUUGCUGGAACGCAUUGUGGCUCAAGAUGUAGUGGCGCUGGCUCGAGCGCCUCACGGAGAAAGUCACGGGAGCUUGAACGCGCCGUGGACGAUGUUUUACCGUCCAGAAGAGAGCAGAGAGCUGAAGAAGGUGUUGUAUGACAAGGAGAUGGCAAAGAUCUAUGGCAUCCUGCUCGCGCUUGCUGUCUACUUUCCCAUUGAGAACAAUGAGGAGGAAACAUCGGACGAGUCGUCCUUUUCGGGCGACGAGGACGAAGAAGCGACAGAGAAAACAGAGAGGUCGAUCAGUGCACUGGCGCAGGCCAGGCGCACGACUCGGCAGGUACUGUUCGCUGCUCAGAUGCGGGAGCGCGGGCCGUGCCAAAAUGGUCGAUGGCUGGUGUCCGUGUUAUCCUUUCUGCAAAGUGUUCACAAGCCUACGACGUAUCUGGACGAAGAUGAGGAUGAGGCUCUUGACCCGCAGGAUUGGCGUGCCUUGCUCGACUGUGUUGGCACUGUCUACUCGCGUACAUUCGGCAGAGCGACGCUGUUCGAGCGAGCAAAGGAGAGCGCUACGGAAGAGAAGACUGCAGUACAGGAUCGUGCUUGGUUCGAGACGGUCGCAUGUCUUCGUCACGCGGCACAUUUCAUGCGUGUAGAGCGCAAGUCGACUUUGUCUGCCGUCACUACUGCUACGGCUCAGCUGGCCGGUGUACCGCUACCUACAAGUUUCGCGUCGUGGUUGGAUCACCAGCAGACUGCGAACCCGGAGUCUGUGCUGGAAAAGGCCACGCAACGGUUGUGGAAAGAGUGUAUUGACCAGAAACGGACAACAAGUAUUCUGCUGAGCUCCAGUGGCGUGUCGGACGAGGAAAUGCUUCUUGUUGAACGAAGUUACUUCGCAUACCUGGACCAACUCGCUGAAGGCAGGACAGACAAGAUCAGUGGUCAGACGGCGUCGCCGUCCACGGUCGCAGCUGCGGAUAUGUCGGCUGACGCUGCCAAUCUGUUCUACGUGGACAAUGCUGGCGGAGAUGUGCAAGAGAAGACGAGCAAAUCGAAGAAAAAGCGUGCCAACAAGAAGAAAAAGCGGGCAAACAAGUCUAGUGAAGCGUCACCGGCAAAGCGGAGCCGAGCACUUGGCAGUUGA